Molecule: messenger RNA, 2014 nt
Organism: Magnolia sinica
Lineage: Eukaryota; Viridiplantae; Streptophyta; Magnoliopsida; Magnoliales; Magnoliaceae
Product: subtilisin-like protease SBT5.4
Exons: 6
Coding region: 34-1839 (601 amino acids)
Biological process (GO): proteolysis
Molecular function (GO): serine-type endopeptidase activity
Source: RefSeq, a predicted model, not a curated record
CCAUCCAUUUGGGCCCCACACAAGAUCCCAUUUAUGCACCUUCCUUAUACUAUAAAACAUAACUUGAGAUUUUCUCUUGCUUGUGCAAUUCCUAGGAAGCUAAUUGGAGCCAGGUACUUCAACAAAGGCUAUGGAGCCUACAUUGGUGGUGGCCCACUUAAUGCCUCCUUAUCCACCGUCCGUGACUCAGAUGGCCAUGGGACCCACACACUUUCCACCGCUGCUGGUCGCUUUGUCCCAGGAGCUAACAUCUUCAGCUACGCCAAUGGAACAGCUAAGGGUGGGUCCCCCAAAGCUCGUGUGGCCGCUUACAAGGUAUGCUGGCCGCCUCUCAACGGCAACGAGUGCUUCGACGCUGAUAUAAUGGCUGCUUUCGAUGCUGCGAUCCAUGACGGUGUGGAUGUCUUGUCUGUUUCACUGGGUGGCGAUGCCGUUGAUUAUUUUGAAGAUGGUUUGGCCAUUGGAUCUUUCCAUGCUGUGAAGAAUGGGAUCACUGUCGUUUGUUCCGCAGGGAAUUCGGGCCCCUCAGUCUCAACAGUUUCUAACGUUGCACCAUGGGUUUUGACGGUUGCAGCAAGCACUCUCGACAGGGAAUUUCCGUCGUAUAUUAAGCUUGGGAAUAACAAGCAAUACAAGGGACAAAGCCUUUCAUCUGAUUAUCUACCGGAGAAGCUUUAUCCACUCAUCACUUCUUCAGAUGCUAAGGCUGCCAAUGCUUCUGAUGAAACCUCUGAGCUUUGUAUGGUAGGAGAUCUUGAUCCCGAGAAGGUGAAAGGGAAGAUUGUAGUUUGCCUACGUGGCAACAAUGCACGUGCUGAGAAGGGUGAGGCAGUUCGCCAGGCUGGUGGGGUUGGGAUGAUCCUGGCCAAUGACGUGGAUAGUGGUGAUGAGAUCAUUGCUGAUGCCCAUUUUCUCCCGGCCACACAGAUCAUUUAUUCGGACGGUGUUGAAGUUUACUCCUACAUCAACUCUACAAAGUCUCCUAUGGCUUAUAUCACCCGCCCGAAGACCGAUUUGGACACCAAACCAGCUCCAGUCAUGGCUGCAUUCUCGUCCCAAGGACCUAAUCCGGUCACCCGAGAAAUCCUCAAGCCUGAUAUAACAGCACCAGGAGUAAGUGUUCUUGCAGCCUAUAGCCAAGGAACUAGCCCAACUGGCAUCAGUUCGGAUGAACGUCGGGUUCUCUUCAAUGUCAAAUCUGGGACAUCCAUGUCAUGCCCACAUGUUUCCGGCAUCGUGGGCCUUCUCAAAACACUCCAUCCUGACUGGAGCUCAGCUGCAAUUCGAUCUGCGAUCAUGACCACUGCGAGAAGCCGAGACAAUGCUAUAGAACCAAUUACUGAUGCAUACAUGAUAAAAGCCACACCUUUCAAUUAUGGUGCUGGUCAUGUCCGCCCCAACCGUGCUAUGGACCCUGGCCUAAUCUAUGACUUGACUAUCAACGACUACCUAAAUUUCCUGUGUACUCUUGGCUACAACUCGACGAUGAUAUCGGCAUUUGCCGAUUACAAAUGCCCAUCUAAGAACAUGAGCUUCUUGGACUUCAACUACCCAUCGAUCACCCACCCAUCAUUAACAAGCCCAACGACCAUCGCUCGAACAGUCAGGAACGUUGGUCCCCCUAGCACAUACACAGUACAUGUUGAUCCACCUGCUGGAGUAUCUGUGACGGUCCAGCCGAAGAGCCUGAAGUUUGAGAAGACAGGUGAGGAGAAGAUGUUUAAGGUGUCGUUAGCGCUUAAGUAUGGAAAGAUUGCCGAUUAUUCAUUUGGGAGGUUGAUAUGGUCUGAUGGGGUGCAUUAUGUUAGGAGUCCGAUUUCUGUAUCAUCUUCUUUCUAAGAACUUGUUGGGUCAUUUGGGGUUAUGGCUCAAGUCAUUUUGGUUCAGAUCAAUGUUGAAUUUAUUUAGGGUUGUGUGGGUGGGAUUAUAUAUUUUGGUUUUUUGGGGUGAAUAGAUAAUUGAAAAUUAGAGGGGGUAUAGUUCAUAGUAAUUUCAGUUCGUUGAAGAAAAAUGU